AUGUUACCGUGCAAUCGUUUAUCUUUUAAGAGACUAACUUAUCAAGGUUUAUCUCGGUUAUUCUCACCGUUGUCAAUACAAGAUGAUAUAAAAAAUAUUUCUGUUAAUGAAGGGGUUUUCCCUACCACUGCGGUAAAUGUUCUAACAAAUGAGCGCACUGUUUUUGAUUUAUCGCUUGGUGUUGGUCGAAAGUACGCCAUAAAAGGUGGUUACAAAUUACCUAAAGCGGCUAUCGAAGGGUUAAAAAAUGCACUGGUGACUUGCCGCAGAUCACCGAAACAGUUGCAGCAUGAGGCAGAUCAGCUAAACAAUUAUCUUCGACAACGAAUUUUUCCCUCUUCACCUGAAUUAAUCCGUCAGGUUCGGCGACAAAUUAAAACUGAAUUGAAAGAGAAGGAAUCAGAAGCAGAUGACAAUGGUUGUGUUUCAGAAAAAAUUCAAGAAGCUAAAGAUGAACGACUCAAUAAGGAAGUCAAUAAAAUCCUUCGUCAUAAAUAUUACAAUUGGCGCCCUCUGGCAUUUUCUUCGAAGGAAAGUGCUGCUACAUAUGUUCUUGCAAGGUUAUCCGCCAAUUAUGCAGAGAUAUUUCAUGUGCUGAAUCAUUUCAAGAAGAUAAAAUUCAUCCCAAAAAACGUGCUUGAUUACGGCAGUGGUUCGGGUGCAGCUUUUUGGGCUUGCCAUGAAAUGUGGGGUGAUGAUGUCGAGGAAUAUCAGCUUGUUGAAUCUAACGAAUUUAUAAAACAGUUCGCAAUGGAUAUCCUCCGAGGUGAAAGAUCAGCUGAAAACCAAGCUCUGGUGCAUCAGAACAUAACCUUUCGUCGUCAUUUAAUACCUUCUUCCGCAAAAAAAUUUGAUCUUGUUAUUGCUCACCGCGUUUUAAUUGAAAUCGCUUCUCAAAGUUCUCGUAUAGACCUUCUUAACGCAUUAUGGCAUCGAACAAACAGAUUUUUAUUAUUGGUCGAGGCGAGUUCAAAGAGUGCAUUUAAUGCGCUUUUGGAAGCUCGAGAUUACUUAUUGAAUGCAAGUUAUGAGAUACAUGCAGAAAAUUGCGCUGAAAAAUUGAAGCAACUCGGAUUAUUUAAUGCAGAAAUUGAAUCGGUUCUCAAAGAUGAAAGUAUUUCGGAUUAUGAACGAUUCAUUGUUCUUAAAGAAAUGAUACCAUCAGAUGUGGAGAUUCCUACAAGGUUGCCUACCUGUUCCGUUUUCGCUCCUUGUCCUCAUGAUCAAGGCUGUCCUAAACUGUCAUCAGAAAAAUCUUGUAAAUUCAAAAUCAGGUGGAUCGAUUUGCGAGCCGAUGGAAAGAAAAUGCCGAAUUCUGAUGGAACCACUACUAACUCGAUUUGCUACAUAUCACAUAAUGGAGGACAAGUUCAGUGUACUGUUUGUACACCUUUUUUCGGUGUUCAACGAAUUGUGAUUUCGAAAAAAAUGAACAGCAUUUAUAAGAAGGUUGCUCGGAAGAAGCCGGAUGAAGUGAUAUUUAUCAAUGUGGUUUUUUCAUUUUUUUGA
Messenger RNA from Dracunculus medinensis (Guinea worm), 1509 nucleotides. The record is from the annotation of a GenBank genome assembly. NCBI's taxonomy places the organism in Eukaryota, Metazoa, Nematoda, Chromadorea, Rhabditida, Dracunculidae.